AUGAUAAUAAAAAAUAAGGAUAAGUUUUUCAUAGCAUCAUGUGCGGUGGGUUUUAUAUUAUCUUGUUAUGCGUUAGCAGUAGAAUUGAAAAGUGAAAAUGAUAAAGAUUACAGAGCAUAUUGCGACAUUAAUGAAUAUGUUAGCUGCACAAAAGCAUUUUCUUCCAAAUAUGGUAAAGGUUUUGGACUUGUUGAACCAAUUUUUGGUAAAAAUUCAAUUUUAAAUCAACCCAAUAGUUUGGGUGGUAUAUUUUUCUACCUGUUAUUGGCAUUGACAUGUUACAGUGAUCAAAAAACCAUAAUAAAACUACAGCUAAUAAGUUGCCUUGUAUCCAAUGUGUUAUCAGUAUAUUUGGCUUACAUAUUAUAUUUCAUUCUUCACGAUUUCUGCAUGAUAUGUGUUGGAACAUAUAUAGUAAAUGCUUUUAAUUUAUUUUUGUCAAUUUCCAAAUGGAAAUCUCUUUCAAAAUCGAAUAAACAAACGAUACAAAAAACAAAAAAUUAUGUGAAUAGUAAAAAAGAAUAA
This is a messenger RNA of Pediculus humanus corporis (human body louse), 525 nucleotides long. Its product is annotated as Vitamin K epoxide reductase complex subunit, putative. Bases 1 to 525 code for a protein of 174 amino acids. NCBI's taxonomy places the organism in Eukaryota, Metazoa, Arthropoda, Insecta, Psocodea, Pediculidae. The record is from RefSeq and is a predicted model, not a curated record. The transcript has 3 exons. Gene Ontology annotation, molecular function: vitamin-K-epoxide reductase (warfarin-sensitive) activity. Gene Ontology annotation, biological process: vitamin K metabolic process; peptidyl-glutamic acid carboxylation.